Messenger RNA from Salvelinus sp. IW2-2015, 1640 nucleotides. RefSeq names its product coiled-coil domain-containing protein 85C-B. The record is from RefSeq and is a predicted model, not a curated record. Gene Ontology annotation, cellular component: apical junction complex. Lineage: Eukaryota; Metazoa; Chordata; Actinopteri; Salmoniformes; Salmonidae.
UUCUUGAACGUUUUCAAAUCCGAGUACGCACUACAGUCCGUGGAAACAGUAGAGGACCGUGCUAAUUCCCAGCGAGCGACGGUAUUCACUCCGCUGCGCGUGCAGGCGYUCACCACUUCGGGGAAAUGGCUUAUCUUUGAAAGAGCUCGAGCAUUGUGUCGGUUGUAAAAGACAUUCGUUUCUCGGAAAUGCAACAUGCGGCAAUAGUAAAUAGAGUGCUAUUAAUUCGUUUUYUAUAAAAACGUUUCCAAACGCAUAUUUAUGUUUGAUUUGUAGCAGAAUUGUUAAUUAUUUUUUUCAUACGUGCAUAACAGGAUUUAGACAUGCAAUGCUGGAAUGCUGAGGAUUCCUCUGACAGUUCUCAGCGCGAGGGAUUAGUGAUGGAGCUUUGAUCGGCAAACACAUCCACUUGUUUUUUUGUCGGGAUGUUAUUAAUAUUUACACGUUAUAGACACGAUUUAUGAACAAAUGCAAAGAUAAAGAAUAAUUGCAAAUACUAACCGCAAGUUUUUGUUGUUGAACGAAGGGUGAGGGUGUACUGCAUGCAGCCUCUUCYGAAUGGUUGACGUAGACAACGUCGCAUUUUCAUUUGAUUCAUUCAACUUUUUGAUCCGAGGUACCACCUUUAUUUCCGUAUCAUGUAUUCACAUUUCAAUACAAUUCCGCAAUUGAGACUCGGUUAGUUUAGCCKAAACAUCCAGUUGACUGCCUUCCUGUUAUAUCUGACCGGGGAGAAAGCACAGACGCGCGGUGAGACAUGGCUAAAAACCUGUCGGAGGGACCCAAGGAGCCAGACCUGAAUCAGCUACCGGAUGAAGAGCUGCUGCGAUGCGGCAAGGAGGAGCUGGUCAAGCGGCUACGGAGGCUGGACAACGAGAAGAUGAGCCUAAUGAUCGACCACGGCAACAUGAUGAAAGACGUUAACCGGAGGCUGCAGGUGCACCUGCACGAGAUCCGCAACCUGAAGGAGAUCAACCAGAAGCUCCAGGACGACAACAACGAGCUGCGCGAGCUCUGCUGCUUCCUAGACGACGACCGGCAGAAGGGCAAGAAGCUGACCCGGGAGUGGCAGCGGUUUGGCCGGUACUCCGCGAGCGCCAUGUGGAAGGAGGUGGGCACCUACCAGCUAAAGCUCAAAGAGCUCGAGACCAACCAGGAGAGGGUGGUGCGCGAGAACACGGACCUGAAGGAGAUCAUCUUCAUGCUGGAUGAGGACAGGAACGGAGUCGGUUCCCGGAGCUCCAUAGACUCCCAGUCCAGCCUCACCAACCUGAAUGGCGGGACAGGGACAGUUCGGGAUGUCGGGGAUGGGAGUAGUACCUCCAGCACAGGGAGCGCAGGAAGCCCCGACCACCAUAACGGCCACAACCACAUACACAAGCUGCCCGCGGAGAGGGAGGGCAAGCUGGGAAGCACCUUCCAGAGGAGGUCCAUGGAUGACCUGUCAGCACCACACCAUCACAGGAGCAUCCCUAAUGGACUCUGUGGUAAGUCGAAGUUCCUACACCUGUCAUACACCUGUUAUACUCACCUGUCAUACACCUGUUAUACUCACCUGUCAUUCACCUGUUAAACUCACCUGUCAUUCACCUGUUAUACUCACCUGUCAUACACCUGUUAUACUCACCUGUCAUACACCU